Contarinia nasturtii (swede midge) is the source of this 3928-nucleotide messenger RNA. RefSeq names its product mannosylglucosyl-3-phosphoglycerate phosphatase. Lineage: Eukaryota; Metazoa; Arthropoda; Insecta; Diptera; Cecidomyiidae. Bases 896 to 2701 code for a protein of 601 amino acids. The record is from RefSeq and is a predicted model, not a curated record. The transcript has 11 exons. Gene Ontology annotation, biological process: nucleotide catabolic process. Gene Ontology annotation, molecular function: hydrolase activity.
UUAAAUUUUUGUUCUCGUCCGCACAUUCAGUUUGUUUGUUUGUGCCUUUACUGCCUUUCGUUUCAUUCAUCUGCGUGCGACAGCCCAACAUUUUCCCAUUAUGUUUUAUGAAAAUACAUUCAUUCACACACCAGUACAUUCGCACAUAUAAAACGCACCACAGACAUUGUGUCACAUUCGAUAUAUAUUAGAGACACUGUCUCUCAACAAAAAAAAACUCUGAACACUGAACAUUCGCUGUUAACAUGUAUAUCUACCUCCUUCGCGCCUUUUAAACUUUCGGUAGAAUUACUUCUUAAAUAUAUCUCUCCAUCGUUUUGUCACGGCGCGCACAUUACAUCUCUACAAAAAAAAAACAUUUUUUUGGUGUGAAGUACAAGUGAAAGAACGGUGUUCUAAUCAACAAUGUAAAUGCGUUUCGAUUCGUCACACGCUGCCGAACAUUUCGAGAGCGAAAAUAUUUUUGAAACAGUGUAAAAUAGCACAUCGGAAUAAUAGUCGUGUGCCAUUUUAAAAUCUCCCGCUUAAAUUAAAAUCAUUUUUCGACUAAUUGAUAUCGCACGGUGCGAGAAAUGUGAAUAAUUUAUAUGAUUAAUAAAGCCAAUUUUUAAAUUUUUUUCAUUAAAGCGGACAAAAGACGAAAAGGACAAUUUGAUAUUGAUUCUUAAUUUUUCUCGACGUUUUCGUUUGAGUAACCGAAAUUGAAGGGAAUUAAAACAGAGAUUUAAGUGCAAUCAAACAAAAAAUCGUGAUAAAGUGAACAGAAAUAAGAAUCGAAUUUAUUGGAAAAAAUAAAGCACAACGAGAGAGAGAGAGAGAGAGAGAGAGAGAGAGAGAUAGAUUUUGUGAAAAGGAAAGAGAACGAGAGGUGAGCAGCAGCAAGGAAUAAUUAACGAUGGCACAUUUAAAUAUAAUACACUUUAAUGAUAUUUAUAAUGUUGAAGCAAAUUCGGCACGUGAACCUGUUGGAGGUGCUGCUCGUUUUUUAACAGCAAUCAAAUCAUUUGGCCAUUUAAAUCCUUUGAUAUUGUUUAGCGGUGAUGCAUUCUCGCCUAGCAUUCUAAGUACGUUUACAAAAGGGGAACAAAUGAUUCCGGUGCUAAAUAAAGUCGGAACUCAUUGUGCUGUGCUGGGAAAUCAUGAUUUUGAUCAUGGCCUUGAGGUGAUAACAGAACACAUAGCAAAAACGAAAUUUCCAUGGCUGAUGUCGAAUGUGGUGGACAAUGAAACUGGCCGAUCGUUAGGUAGCGGUAAAACUACAUAUGUCAUCAAACACAAUGGCAUCAAAGUUGGUAUAAUGGGUUUGGUUGAAAAAGAAUGGUUAGACACAUUACCAACAAUUGAUCCAAAAGAAGUGACAUACACUGAUUUUAUCAAGACCGGCAACAAAUUGGCGACUCAACUACGGAAUGAGGGCUGUGAUUUGAUAAUAGCUUUAACACAUAUGCGGACACCAAAUGAUUUUAAAUUAGCGAACAAUGCCAAUGGCAUCGAUAUCAUACUCGGUGGUCAUGAUCAUGUAUGCGAAGAUGAUGUGGUAAAUGGCAUUCAUGUCAUCAAAUCGGGCACCGAUUUUCGACAAUUCGGUUUGAUAACAAUGACUAAAAAUGAUAACAAACAAUGGAAUACAACAUUCAAAGCAAUCGAUGUAACGUCCGAAUAUGCUGAAGAUCAGGAACUAAAAGCCGAUCUGGUUAAGUACACUGAGUCAAUUGAAGAGCAUAUGAAAGAAGUGCUUGGUACAUUUAGUGUUGAAUUAGAUUGUCGUUUUUCAUCAAUUCGAAAAUCGGAAACGAAUUUGGGCGAUUGGGUUUGUGAUGUUGUACUUUCUGCAACGGGUGCUGAUGUUGUUAUUUUAAAUUCAGGAACCUUCCGAUCCGAUCAAGUGCAUCCGGCUGGUCCGUUUACAAUGCGAGAUUUGGUUAACAUUGUUCCGAUGCAUGAUCCAUUGGUUGUACUUGAAGUAACCGGUCGAGCGAUUGUCGAUGCACUAGAAAAUGCUGUUUCUGCAUAUCCAAAGUUAGAAGGACGUUUUCCGCAAGUGUCAGGCAUUUGUUUUGUAUUCGAUCCACAAAGACCACCAUAUUCUAGAGUAAUUGCCGAAUUGGUACAAAUCGCCGACGAAUGGCUGGAUUUAAAGCAAACCUAUUCUCUAUGCAUUAAGAGCUAUAUGCACAGCGGUUGUGAUGGUUUUACCAUGUUUAAGAAUGCUAAAAUUAUUGUGAGUGAGGACGAAUGUCCUGAAUUAGGUUUAACCUUACAAAAUCAUUUCCGUGCCAUUGAUGUUCGAAUGGGAAAAUCAAAACAUUCAAAGCAUCGACAAUCGUUGGUGACACUGUCGCGUCGUCAUAGUAUGGUUCAAAUGUUGGAAAACCUUGAACUAGAUGGACCAACACCAAUGCGACGCAUCUCAUUGAGCAACGCACCUGCAAAUCCAUCAACGAAUCACUAUCUACAUCAUUUGCAACAGCAUCAAUCAACGAGAUCGAUGGACGCAUCGGUGAGACGAGCCAAUUUUGGUCGCCGUGCAUCAUUGGAAGAUUUGGAGCAAGAAAGUUGCCAACUAGCGCCCGCUACACAUCAUCGAAUCAUCCAAUUGCAAAACGAAGACCAUCUACAGCAAUUGCUGCAAAAGAAAGCUAUUUUGGAAACGAAUCGAAGUGUCAUAACUGAAGAUGAUGAAACAUCACCACAAUCUUAAAGACGACAACAAAAAAAACGGAAAGCAAAUGAGUCUAAUGUAGUAGUGUUUGGAAUAUUUAAGUCGAUUAUCACGCUUCUUCCAAUUAAUUGUUUCCGUCAACAACUAACAACACUGAAUGAUAUUAUUAACAAAUAACACUGCUGACUAGCGGCAACUAUCACUAAUAUUCAUAAUAUGUUCAGAAUGAAUUUUAUAGAUAUUAUCUGGAACGCGGGUCCAUAAAAAUCAUCACACAUACCAAAAAAAGAGAAAGAAACAAACAAAAAAAUACGGUAUUUUGUUCAUAUGGCAUAGGUCUAAGUAAGAUAAAGUGUAUUUCAUACUUUUGUUGUAUGUACUUUGCUUGAAAAUUCGCAUGCAUGAACCACUUUACUUUCUAAUUUGGACAGAAACGUUUAAAUAUCUACCGGUAGAGUUGAACUGAAGAAACAUGUGUUUUUAUCAAAAAUUCAGAGCGUUUUUCUAACGGACAUUUAGGAAAUUAGAUGGAAGUAACGACUCUAACUCUAUCUCUAGAUAUGAACGACUCAAAAUUAAAUGAAUAGAAAAAAAUGCAAUGCAAAAUAUGCUCAUGAUAAGGGACAAAAAAAUCCAUAAUAUAUUGAAUGUAAAGUACUUAUUAAUACAAAAUAUAUAUAUAUGUAACAGCCAUAGCGGUAGCACUAUCUGUAAAGUCAGAUUUUCUUUGAAAAGAAAAUGAUAACUGUGUAAGUAAGUAAUUAUGUGUGUUCACCACCACAUGUGGACUUUGUCACGUCAAAAAUAAACUAAAAGACCAUAGAGGCGCUAAUAGACAUUUUAAGUAUUUACAAUUAAAUAGGGAGUGAUUUUUGCAAUAAAAUGCAAACAAAAGCCAUAUUCUCCGAGAAAAAAAAACACCGAUUAUUUUUAUUAUCUAGGUGAAAAAAAAACAGAGAGCCUAAUGAAUGUAAAACUUGUUAUUCUGUACAUAUAAACAAUUUUAAUUUAUUGUUUUUAAUAGAUGCAAAUUAAACAAUGAAACUGUAACUAUUUAAACAACAACAAAAAAUACACAAAAAAUACCAUGUCUAUAUAAUUUUCGAAAUGUUUGUUGCAUUUGAAACGUGCAAACGACAGGGAGAGAAAUGAUUUAACAAAAAACACACUUCUAAUUCCUAUCACAAAACGAAUGAACAAAUUAAACACUAUGUACAAAUUCUAUUCAGAUGGAAUGAUUGAAUAAAAGACAAAUUUUUAUUUUUA